CGCUCCAUCUCUCUCCUAGACAUUCUCAACAAGGAAGAAACACACAGACAGACAGGGAUAAAAAAACGUCCUCGUUUAACUCUGCAACAAGAGCUCAAUAAGGUCUGUAUAGUUGAUAAUUUCAUGUUGCUUUGCUUUGAUCUGAUUUGAUCUCCUUAUUGUUGGUGUUUCUGGAAGGCUAGGGCUUGGGAGGUAAAAGAGAGACUUGAUUGGGAGACAAGAGGAUUACUAUGUUCUAUGAAAGAUGAAGGGUGAAAGCAGUUAUGUGCCGCCGCGGUAUAUUCCGUUGGACCAAUCGGAUUUGGAAACGGAGAGUGUUCCACGAAAUGAAGAGCGUUCUGGAGCUGCUAGUGUUGUAGGUGAUGGACCGGCGCAAUGGUCGUCUGGGAUCUGUGCUUGUUGCGAUGAUAUGCAGAGCUGUUGUAUUGGUCUUUUUUGUCCUUGCUAUUUGUUUGGUAAGAAUGCAGAAUUUUUGGGUUCUGGGACUUUGAUAGGAUCGUGCGCAACCCAUUUUAUUUUGUGGGCUCUUGUCAACACCGUCUGCUGCUGUAUGACUGAUGGCAUUUUGUUGGGGUUACCUGGAUGCUUUGUUGCAUGCUAUGCUUGUGGUUACCGCAGGGUGCUUAGGGAAAAGUAUAAUUUGCAGGAAGCGCCAUGUGGUGACUUAGUGACACACUUUUUCUGCCAUCUGUGUGCUAAUUGCCAAGAAUACAGGGAGAUCCGUGAAAGGUCCGGUGACUCCAAUUCCCCUGAUCUUAAACUGGCGGUGGUCACAGCUCCACCAGUCCAGAUAAUGGAAUCAGGUAAUACAGAGUAAUGCUUCUACCAUAACACUCCUGGCAAGACCACCACAUAUUGUUUCACACUUGACCUCGCACCAUCCUAUGCCAGAUUAAGCAGUCGACAUGCAUUGCUUUUUAAAGCAUGUCUUCUUAAGUUUGUAUCGGUGAGACUAAUGGAGAUCUUUUAUAUAAUCAUUGUAAACUACUUGUCUUUUUA
Populus nigra (black poplar) is the source of this 999-nucleotide messenger RNA. RefSeq names its product protein PLANT CADMIUM RESISTANCE 10. The transcript has 3 exons. The record is from RefSeq and is a predicted model, not a curated record. Bases 245 to 817 code for a protein of 190 amino acids. NCBI's taxonomy places the organism in Eukaryota, Viridiplantae, Streptophyta, Magnoliopsida, Malpighiales, Salicaceae.